Messenger RNA from Ceratosolen solmsi marchali, 1801 nucleotides. It is a transcript of the gene hig, whose product is annotated as locomotion-related protein hikaru genki. The record is from RefSeq and is a predicted model, not a curated record. The transcript has 9 exons. Lineage: Eukaryota; Metazoa; Arthropoda; Insecta; Hymenoptera; Agaonidae. Bases 1 to 1368 code for a protein of 455 amino acids.
AUGAAAGUCUUCACUUUCACCAUUCACAUAUUGUAUGAUCGUGACUCAACUACGACGCCACAGCAAGAGUGUAAGCUCGAGGGCCUCCAUCCUCUUCUAAUCGUUACUUAUAAAAAUAUUACUGUACUCGUGGAUAAAAUUACAGUUCCACACAAUGAAAAAAUUGCAGUGCGAUGUCGCGAACUUGGAAAAUAUAAGCUUAUCGGGGAUUCGUUGUUACAUUGCCGAAAUGGCAUCUGGAGUGAGAAAUUGCCUUCUUGCAUCCCCACCACUGCACUUGCUAAUUAUACGGAAGACGUGCCGCCGACGAUACUUUUUGGGCUUCCCGCGGGAUCCGCGACAUUUGAGCCUUCGGGCGCUCUGGCUGUUUUUCCCGGAAGUAUCCUUCACUUAGAGUGUCUUUUUGCCAGGCGACUCGGCAAUCCCGAAUGGACCUGGACGUCCACGUUUCGACAAUAUCUGACUGGUUGGGCGAUAGCUGCCUUCGAAAGGGAUUGGAAGUAUCGGCUAUCGAUAUACUAUGCGAAAACCCAAGACUCUGGAGUUUAUACAUGUUCAACCCCUCGAGGCCUCACGAACUCUAUUCGAGUUCACGUUAUUGACGUCCACUGCCCGAUGCCGACUUCACCCGAACCGCCAUUGAUCGCGAAAAUCGAGGGUCCGCGACUGGGUGAAAGCGCGACGUUCGAGUGUCCACACGGUUACAAGUUAGAAGGAGCAUCGAGCAUGACCUGUCAGUACAAUGGAAAAUGGUCGGCGGAAGUGCCUCAUUGUAAGGCGAUCAUUUGUGCACCGGUGCAGCCGAUGAAUCCGAAGCUGCAAGUACUAGAGCAUAACAACACUUAUGGUGGGCGAGUGAUCUUCACCUGUAUGUGGGGUCAUAAGCUCAGUGGACUCCAGAGUCUUAGAUGUGGAGAUGAUGGGGUUUGGAGUGGAUCGAUACCCACAUGCACGGAGAUUACCUGCGCGACGCCAUCGAUGCCGACAAACGGGCGUAUCCUCGAACACGAGCAUCGCCAAGAGUAUCCGAGCAGGCGGCGGGACCGGACGCACCGAGUGGGAGCUCUCGUGCGCUUCUCUUGCCUUCCAGGUCACCAGCUCAUCGGCCAGGCUUCCAUUAUCUGCACGGAGAAUGGCACGUGGUCGCAUCAAUCGCCUGUUUGUGAAGUAAGAUGUCCAUAUCCUGGCGAUCCGCUCCACGGUCGUAUAGCUCCAUUAAAGUUUUGGUAUAAAUCUGGCGAUACGAUACAGGUGACCUGCUCCCCUGGCUACGUAACCCCCCUUGAACCCGUUCGGAAGCCUACCUGCCGAGAAAAUGGUACUUGGAGCGGUCCACCACCUCCUUGUCGGUCCUACAAGGAUGUAUGAUAAAUCAUCGUUGCAAUGAACGGGACGAUACGGCAAGGGGAAAUAUAAUAAAAGUAAAGUGAUUCAUGGCACCGGUUUGAUACCGUACGAACAAUAAAUAAAAGACAGUCGAAAAUCAAACCGGACAGGAGAGAAGAAUAAAGAAAACGAGAUAGACGAAAGAGACGAAAGGAGCGAAGCCGCGAGACUACGGCGAGCCAUAGCGUUCAGGCUUCGCGGUUUUCGUAAGACGUGACCUGCUUCAACAACUCUUCAACAGCUAGAAAAAUACCAAAGGGUGGAGAAUAAGAGAGACGUGCUCUCUCGCUUGUCCGAACUCGACGCGUCCAAACAAAAUUACCGGAGUCUCUGCCAAACGAACCACCCAAGUUUUUUCUAUUCUUCAGCCUAGCUCUCACCCCCACCACCCCUCACCCUCUGUCUGUCUGUCUGU